This is a messenger RNA of Labeo rohita (rohu), 2606 nucleotides long. RefSeq names its product phosphate cytidylyltransferase 1B, choline b (gene pcyt1bb). Gene Ontology annotation, molecular function: phosphatidylcholine binding; choline-phosphate cytidylyltransferase activity. The coding region runs from base 89 to 1168 and encodes 359 amino acids. The transcript has 8 exons. Gene Ontology annotation, biological process: CDP-choline pathway. NCBI's taxonomy places the organism in Eukaryota, Metazoa, Chordata, Actinopteri, Cypriniformes, Cyprinidae. The record is from RefSeq and is a predicted model, not a curated record.
AGGAGUAAAAGCAAAGGCUUGUCACACAUCUGGCAAGUGCAACCAGUGGAAAGCCAAAAGCACAGGACGGUCAACUGAAAUCUCUACAAUGGUGAACAGGAGGCGAAACGGAUCCCGUGCUAAUGAUCGUUCUGGUCGAGGAGGGGUUCAAGCACAGCAACAGCAGCAAUGCAAACGGCCACCUGUUAAGGCUCUUAGAGAACCAGCCAUCUUUGCUAAACAAUCAGGCAGUACCUCAGACACCCCACAUGAAAAAGUGACUUUAGCCCAGGCUCGCCGUGGCACUCCAGCUCUUCGGCCCGUACGAGUGUAUGCCGAUGGAAUCUUUGACCUAUUCCAUUCGGGUCAUGCCCGGGCUCUGAUGCAGGCCAAGAAUUUGUUCCCAAACACACAUCUGAUUGUUGGUGUAUGUAGUGAUGCCCUGACGCACAAGUAUAAAGGCUACACAGUGAUGACAGAAGAUGAACGUUAUGAAGCUCUUAUACACUGUCGUUAUGUGGACGAGGUGGUCCGUGAUGCCCCCUGGACCCUCACUCCUGAUUUCCUUAAAAAACACAGGAUUGACUUUGUGGCACAUGAUGAUAUCCCAUACACCUCUGCUGGAUCAGAAGACGUGUAUAAACAUAUCAAAGAAGCAGGAAUGUUUGUGGCUACUCAGAGAACAGAAGGGAUCUCUACCUCUGAUCUCAUCACACGUAUUGUUCGAGACUAUGAUGUCUACGUCAGGCGUAAUCUGCAGAGAGGAUACACAGCACGGGAACUCAAUGUUGGCUUCAUCAAUGAGAAGAAGUAUCGUCUGCAAGAGCAGGUGGACAGAAUGAAGGAGACAGUGAGAACAGUGGAGGAGAAGUCCAAACAUUUAGUGCACCGUGUCGAAGAGAAGAGCCAUGACCUCAUCUACAAAUGGGAAGAAAAAUCUCGCGAGUUCAUCGGAAACUUCCUGGAGUUGUUUGGUCCUGAUAAAGCCUGGCACAUGAUCCAGGAGCGGAGUGGCCGUGUUCUCCAGGCUCUGUCUCCCUAUCAGUCACCAAGUACGUCACCCAGCUCCAGCCCUACCAGAGGUCGCUCUACAUCACCCGCCUCCCACUGGCCCCUGCUCCGCUUCCGUUCGCCACCACCUAAAGGAGCCUCCAUCAGCAGCAGUGAGGGUGACGAGGGGGAAAAGUAGAUGGACACUGGCUCUCCUACCACCUGUACAUUUGCGCAGGCACCUUCUCGUUUGGUUUCUGUAUUUUAUACACCAAAAUGUAUGGUGCCAAAGAUCCAGACUGACUUCAUAAUUCUGUAGAAGAAAAUUUUAAAAGCCACGACUAUUACCACUUUAACAUAAAACUGAACACGUCAUAACUUAAUAUCAUUCGAGUUAAAGGACUGUUCACACACACAAAUGUAUAAUGACAACUAUACAAAACGUCCACACCAAUGCACUAUAACAUGUUAAUGCAUAACUGCAGUUAUGCCACUUUAAACGCUCAAGCUUGAUUCUUAUUGGCUGUCAGUGUAAUAUAGUUUAUCAGCUGGAAAAAAAUGAUCAAGUAAUUAUCAAUAUAUUAAUCAUUUUGAAAGUGAUUCAACUAUAUUGUUUUUCCAGUGUCAUUAUUGUUAGAGCUGUAAUGUGGACUUUCCUAUUCUCAUAUAAUUAGAACAAUUGUUAGAACACUGUGUUUUUCUGAAUGAAAUGAUGGGUCAUCCGUUGACCUAAUGUAUAGACUGUUUUAAUAAACUAAUCAAGUUAAAUAUAACAAGCUGAAAAGCACAUUGCGAAACAUUGCAUGACACAAUAAAAGAACAUGUAACAUACUAAUUAUUAUAUAACAUAUUUAAUAUUAUGCUAAUAUUAUUUGUUGACAGUUUCCAGACUGAUGGAUACUGACAAUGACGUGUACAGUACAAAUAGGAAUAUUUUAAAAACUAGUACAAAAGGACAACAUUAUAAAAACCUGUAUUGAGAGGUGUGUUUAAAACAUUGUUCAAAAUACACACAUGCAACACACUGUUAUGGACUUACUACCCCAGUCAUGAGUCACAUUCUCUUACAAAUGGGUAUUAAUAUAUCGCCCCAUUGUGUUUAAACUGGAUCUAAAACUCACCUUAAAGUGCUACCAGUGCUUGGCCAUUGUGUGUUUCUUAAAUAGAAUUUAGCUAUGCACCAAAAUUAAAAUAUUUGACCAAAACGUAUUCUGAAAUACACAAAACAAUGGGUGAAAACUGAAAGUGAAAACUAUGUGUUGUUGAAUCAUUAAUUUACCACUAUUAUUGCAUAAAUAGUAAUAAAAAUCUAUAAUUUAUACCAUUCAAAAGUUUGAGUUGGUAAGUUAAAAUGUCUUGGUAAGUUAAAAUGUCUUUGAAAGAUAUCUUAUUCUCUCUUAAUCUUAAAAACAGUAAUAUUGUGAAAUAUUAUUACAAUUUAAGUACUGUUUUUUAGUGUCACAUGACUCAUGAUUGUAAUGUGGUGAUUUAAUGAUCCUCUGAUGAGUAGAAAGUUCAAAAGAACAGAAUUUGUUUGAAAUGUUAUUUAUGUAAAGCAUUUAUUCAAAUUUUUUUGUAAUAUAAACGUCUUUACUGACAAUUUUGAUCAGUCUGAAUAAAAGUACUAAUUUCUUUUA